ACUGACGCUGAUGUGUAGGAUGUAGCAGGACGUGGCUAGCAAGUUGCUAGUGACGUGACGACUACCCGAAAAUACCUCCAAAUAUUUAUAAAAAUCCGUUUCACUUCAUGCCUAAGCUGUGCCUUUUGCAUGUGAGGAGGUUGAGGGUGGUGUACCAUGGGGUACGACGUUACAAGGUUCCAGGUGGAGUGCUAGAAGAACCGGUGCAGGCUCCACACUGUGAGCAUGCCUUCUGCAACGCCUGCAUAACGCAGUGGUUCGCCCAGCAGCAGAUCUGCCCCGUCGACCGCACCGUGGUGACGCUGGCCCACCUCCGGCCCGUGCCCCGCAUCAUGCGCAACAUGCUGUCCAAACUCCAGAUCAGCUGCGACAACGCAGGCUUCGGCUGCACGGCCACGCUGCGGUUGGACCAGCUGCAGUCGCACCUCAAGGACUGCGAGCACAACCCCAAGAGGCCCGUCAACUGCGAGGAGGGAUGUGGGCUUGAAAUGCCCAAAGACGAGCUGUCCAACCACAAUUGUAUCAAACACUUGCGAAGUGUCGUCCAACAGCAGCAAACUAAGAUAUCAGAGCUGGAGAAAACGGUGGCUGAACAUAAGCACCAAUUGGGGGAACAAAAAAGAGACAUUCAGCUGCUAAAAGCCUACAUGAGGGCGAUCCGCAGCGCAAACCCUAACCUGCAGAACCUUGAGGAAAGCAUAGAGUACAACGAGAUCCUGGAGUGGGUGAAUUCCAUGCAGCCAGCCAGAGUGACGCGCUGGGGGGGCAUGAUCUCCACUCCCGAUGCGGUGCUCCAGGCGGUUAUCAAGCGCUCCCUCAUCGACAGCGGCUGCCCCCUCUCGAUUGUGAACGACCUGAUCGAGAACGCCCACGAGCGGAACUGGCCUCAGGGACUGGCCACCCUAGAGACUCGGCAAAUGAACAGGCGCUACUACGAGAACUACGUUGCCAAGCGCAUUCCUGGCAAACAGGCGGUGGUGGUGAUGGCCUGUGAAAAUCAGCAUAUGGGGGAGGACAUGAUUCUGGAGCCCGGCCUCGUCAUGAUCUUUGCGCACGGAGUGGAGGAGAUCUUAUAACUGCAGCUCGCCGCGCAGAUCCAGAGACAAAGUGGGGAUGUCUUUCUUUUUCUUUCUUCUUUCACUUAAAGUGAAAGAGAGGUUUUUUCCUCUUUGAAGGGAAAGCUGUAAGAAAAGAAAUCUGGCUUAUUUAAAAUAAAACUUAGGUUGACUCCUAAGCUCGAUACCUAUGCCUUAAAGUAAGGACGAAUACUUUAUGAACCUGGCAAAUAUAAACAUAAUCUGACUGAUGUCUAACAUAAAAGUUGAGAUGUGAUGUUUACAAGGUUUAUAUUUAGUGCAUUAUAUUAUCUGAUUGUUCUGCUCCUGAAAAAGUAAUAAGCUUGAAUCCCCAAUUUAAAACCCUGAGUUGUAUAAAUGCUUGUAAAUACAAAUACUAUAUUGAAUCAUAAAUGUCAUACUUGUCACUGUAAUUAGAUUGUGCUUCCUUUAUUUUAGUUCUGUUUAGUGAGCCUGAGCUACUGCCUGGAAGGGUGCAAACUGAAGACUUUUUCUUCUUUCUUUUCCUCGCGUUCUUGCUUUGGUAUGUAGUUCCCCAUGAAUAUUCCAAAAGACAUUGUGCUUCUUAGUUUUUAGAUUGUUCAAAACCUUAUGUGCCACUUGUUUUUGUUUUGUUAUCUUUAUUUAUUGUGUUGCCUUUUUACGAACACGCUUGAAAUUGUUAUCAUUUGAUACAUGGAAAUCUGCCUUUUGGGCACAUUUGAAGAAGUUUAUAGCAAGAAAAAAGAUGAUUCCAUGUUUUCUUCGUUGCCUCGAUUGUACAUAAAGUCUCUAUGUUAGGUCCAGUUGAAGUGUUAAAAGAUGAGCUUUUGGAUUUCACUUUGUCAUAAUUUUACAAAUCCAAAUGGUUUCCAUUAAAAUUGAGGGGUACACACCAUGGUCUCAAAUGUAGACUAACCUAGCUCCUCGGAGUUGAGACCUUUUCAUUGACACAAAACACCGUUUAGAGAUUGUACAAAUAUUUGUGAAAUCACUCUUAAAACUUUUGAUAAAAUCCUUUACUAUUGGAGACCUUUUGAUGUGGUAAGACACAAAAUUUCAGCUGAUGGUGUUGAAGCCCACACAAGCUGCUUGUGCCCUUUGCUAUUUCCCUUUUGUUAAUAUUUUUGUUUUGUCUGUUUAUGUACUGCGUUAUGUAUUGCGUUGUACAGGCAAGAAAGUAAUAAAACGUCAUCCUGAA
This is a messenger RNA of Menidia menidia (Atlantic silverside), 2256 nucleotides long. The record is from the annotation of a GenBank genome assembly. NCBI's taxonomy places the organism in Eukaryota, Metazoa, Chordata, Actinopteri, Atheriniformes, Atherinopsidae.